AUGCCAAACGUGAUGCCUGCCUUUUCUACCUUCGUGGACCGAUACUGCGAGAAGAGGGUGGAUCAUAUAUGAUUAAGUCGUUCGUGUCGUGGUGGGUCAUUCUCACAGUCAUACAUUAAAAUUGAUUGGCGGCAGUAGCAAUACAGUAAGAAUCAUAAGUUUCGGCGUUAUACCUUUUUGAUUCCGCCAAAACGAACCUUAGGUGCGGCGCAUCGCUGGCGGUAGGGAGAUCGAGGAGUACACUGGUGUAAAGCGGCCGCAAGAAUUGCACUGCUUGCUUACUGGCAGUUGCAUGAUUCGCCGGCGAAAAGAUGAAGUCUUGAAGGAGUUGCCGCCAAAACUGCGGAGUAAACUCUCUCUAGACCCUACGAAGUGCGACAAGGCCAAAUUGCAACACGUCCGUCGGCAAAUUCGUGUCCUCUUCUUACGGUUACCAAAGAUGCCUCCUGAGCACCACUCGCCUUGGAUCUUUUUCUAUUUGAAAAAGAGAGACCAAGGAUCCAGUCACGAGGAUGGCAAGAGGGCACUUCUAAUCUACAAGCAAAUGCAGCAGAACAACCAGCAGAAUAAAAGCAGCGCGUUUCUCGAAGACGUUCUUGGCGAUGCCUUUGCGGACGUGGCGGCAGCAGAAGCAGGUGGGCAAAAGAACAACCUGAAAAAAAAGCCUGGUGCUGCUAGUUCCUCUAGUAGUAAGAAUUUAAACGGCCUUUUCCUCCCGAACAAGAAGGGCGGUGGAAAUGUAGAAGCGUCAGAGCCAGCUUUCGAAACAGGAGAGAACUGUACCUCUCAGCAGAGCAUCAUGCAGAUAUUCCAGUUGACAGCCGAAUGCAAGACGGGUCCAGUCUGCGAGUACGUGGAGUACCUGCUCACCGAACAGCCUCAUAAGUUUAUCGUUUUUGCGCAUCACGCAUUGAUGAUGAAUGCAGUCGAAGAGCUUUUGAAACGUCACGAAGAAACAGCCUCCUACAUGCGCAUUGACGGCGGGACGAAGCAAUUAGACCGUCCUGAGUUUGUGAGGCGUUUUCAAGUUAUGAAAAUUACUGAGUUAUACUGUUCCUACUUUAGAUUUACGUUCCUUUUUAUUUUUUUGGUCUGCACUUUCGAUUCAUUAGCGCACAUUGAAAUCUUUCAAUCGGAAUCGCAAUGAAUGAGUUUGAGAUAAAUUCUACUACUUUGAGUUGUAAAAGCACACGAUGACGACCGGAUGUUUAUUCGCACCUGUUUCAAUUCAUAUGCAAGGAUCCAAGUUGUCGUGUGGCGCUGUUGUCUAUUACCGCAUGCGGCCAAGGCUUAACGCUUACCGCGGCGAGCAUGGUGGUCUUUUCUGAGCUGUAUUGGGUUCCGGGACAGCUGCAACAGGCUGAAGACCGCGCUCACCGAAUAGGACAGACAGCGGAGAUGGUCAAUGUCUACUACCUAACCUGCCCAGGCACCCUGGAUGAGCAUAUGUACAAGAAAGUCGAGAAAAAAGCUGGCGAUUGUUCAUCCAUUAUG
Amoebophrya sp. A25 is the source of this 1494-nucleotide messenger RNA. Lineage: Eukaryota; Dinophyceae; Syndiniales; Amoebophryaceae. The record is from the annotation of a GenBank genome assembly.